Messenger RNA from Cheilinus undulatus (humphead wrasse), 1533 nucleotides. It is a transcript of the gene pak1ip1, whose product is annotated as PAK1 interacting protein 1. The coding region runs from base 245 to 1336 and encodes 363 amino acids. Gene Ontology annotation, molecular function: protein binding. NCBI's taxonomy places the organism in Eukaryota, Metazoa, Chordata, Actinopteri, Labriformes, Labridae. The transcript is spliced from 10 exons. The record is from RefSeq and is a predicted model, not a curated record.
CGCAGCAGGCCCCCACGUUGUUUUGGAGUGUGAGGAGGGUCUGGUGAAAAAUGAUUGUUGAUAGUUAUAUUAAAUAGGUAACGCAAGCUGUAUGCGUUAUUUAUUUUCUCGUUGUUUCUAGUGUAUGUAUUCAUAACGAGUUUUAGUAGCUGUUCGUCAAAAAAGGUGUCAGAAUCAAAACUGGAACGCUGAAGUUUAACUAAAUCUAACUAGCCUGAUAGCUUAGCCUACUCUAGCGUGAAACAUGGCAGCUGUACUGGAGCUGAUAGCUGGGAGCUACGAACAAGUGACAGUUGGUUACCGAGUGAACACAGAUGAGAAAGAAUGGACAGCAGAGGCAGAUUUCACCCAUCACGCCCACACAGCAUCUGUAUCAUCUGUGGCAGCCAGUGAGAGGUUUGUUGUCACAGGGAGCAAAGAUGAGACUAUUCAGCUUUAUGACAUGAGCAAGAGAGUUGAACACGGAGCUUUGCUGCAUCAUGACGGUACCAUUACCUGCCUGGAGUUUUACGGGACAGCUCAUUUACUGAGUGGAGGAGAGGAUGGACUCGUCUGUGUGUGGAGCACGAAGAAAUGGGAGUGUCUGAAAUCCAUCAAAGCACACAAAGGUCAUGUUACUUCGCUGUCAGUCCACCCAUCAGGGAAGCUUGCACUCACAGUUGGGACAGAUAAGACCCUCAGAACGUGGAAUCUAAUCAAUGGAAGAUCAGCAUUUAUCAAGAACAUUAAACAGAAUGCACAAAUCGUCAGAUGGUCUCCAGAUGGGGAUAAAUAUGUGGUCGUCAUAAAUGAUAAAAUGGACAUCUAUGACCUGCAGACAGCCUCUGUGACUGGAACAAUCACAAACCCAAAGAGGAUCUCAUCUGUUAAGUUCUUAAAUAACUCCAUUGUAGCCAUUGCAGGAGACGAUGAAUUUGUGAGAUUAUGUGACAUAGGAAAAGAGAAAUGGCUUUCCGAGUUUAAAGCUCAUGAAACAAGGGUCAAAGCAGUUGAUAGCUUUAUGAUGGAGGACUACUGUGUGGUGGUGACUGCUUCAAAUGAUGGAUUUAUCAAAAUGUGGAAGCUCCAUCUCAAAGAGGAGCUGGAGUCACCCUCUCUCCUGGGGGAAGUGAACACAACAGCUAGACUGACGUGCCUCGCUGUGUGGAAACCAUCAACAGUGCAGCAGAGCACUGAGGAAACAGCAGCUGGAGCCACAUCUUCAAAAGAACUAGCUCAGGAGCUGUCAAAGACAAAGAGAGUCCGUAUUGCCACAGAAGAAGUCAUCCUGGAAGAUGAGAGCAAACCAAAAAAGAAGAAGAAAAAGGAUGGUGGGAAAAAGCACGUAGCAAAAUAAAUGCAUUUGAUUAAUAUUAAUGGACUCUUGCAAUGGACUCUUUUAUGUCUUGACUUUUUUGGUCACAUGCAUUUGCCACAGGGAGAUGAUAAAGCACAGCUGUUAAAUACCCAUGACAUGAAUACAUAUCUGCUGAUGUAAGAAAGAAAUUAAUUGAAUUCAGCUAAGCAACGAUAAAAGAUUUUUUUUUUUUAUUA